This is a messenger RNA of Striga asiatica, 384 nucleotides long. NCBI's taxonomy places the organism in Eukaryota, Viridiplantae, Streptophyta, Magnoliopsida, Lamiales, Orobanchaceae. The record is from the annotation of a GenBank genome assembly.
AUGAUUCCUUUCCACAGCAACACUCCCAGGGCCCAGAAGCUAACAACAUUAACCUCCUUUUGCAAAAUCUCAACAAUAUUCGUGAACCUAACUCAUAAGGGAUUGAAGAGUCAUCAGCUUCCUUUCACAUAUCUAACCAGUCUUCUAAAGGAAAGCAACUCCAGCACCCAACCACCCUUAGAGGUCCAAGCUGUACCCAGGGAAGGAGAUAUGGCCAUGCAGAUAGAAAAGGGUUAUGCACCUCCUGCUUUGACUAUCAAACCAGUCCAAGGGAAGACAUGGAAGAGAGCAGCUUCAAAAGUUUGCAGACUGGCCAGAGAAAGUGAAACAACACAAGUCAUUCCUUCUCCUAAGCACAACAAGAGAACCAAAGAAGAGAGCUAA